AUGGGCAUAUACUCACUAGAUUUAAUAUAUCUCCAGUCUCCAGCUAUCCAGGUCAAGCAUCAAGAUUCCGAUCUCCCCGCCAUGGGUAUAGAUUUAAUAUAUCUCCAGUCUCCAGCUAUCCAGGUCAAGCAUCAAGAUUCCGAUCUCCCCGCCAUGGGUAUAGUUCUAGUCUCCGGCCAUCCAGGUCAAGCAUCAAGGUUCAAGUCAAGGUCAACGGAUUCAGGUCGAGGUCCACGGUUUCAGUAUCUGUUCCAUCCAGGUCAAGCUUCAAAGCCCACGUCAAAGUCCACGGUUUCAGUAUCUAUUCCAUCCAGGGUAAGCUUCAAGGUUCAGGUCAAGGUCAGCGGGUUCAGGUCGAGGUCCACGGUUUCAGGUAUAUCAAAACUCGAUGAGCAGUUACUCACUUGUUUUUGUAUAUUUCUAGUAUCCAUUCCAUCCAGGUCAAGCUUCAAGGUUCAAGUCAAGGUCCACGGUUUCAGGUCAAGCUUCAAGGCUCAGGUCAAGGUCAACGGUUUUCAGAUCAAGGUCCACGGUUUCAGUUGUAUCCAUUCCAUCCAGGUCAAGCUUCAAGGUCCAGGUCAAGGUCCACGGUUUUCAG
Molecule: messenger RNA, 598 nt
Organism: Phycomyces blakesleeanus NRRL 1555(-)
Lineage: Eukaryota; Fungi; Mucoromycota; Mucoromycetes; Mucorales; Phycomycetaceae
Exons: 7
Source: RefSeq, a predicted model, not a curated record